Brassica oleracea var. oleracea is the source of this 1655-nucleotide messenger RNA. RefSeq names its product probable LRR receptor-like serine/threonine-protein kinase At5g65240. The transcript is spliced from 2 exons. Lineage: Eukaryota; Viridiplantae; Streptophyta; Magnoliopsida; Brassicales; Brassicaceae. The coding region runs from base 6 to 1553 and encodes 515 amino acids. Gene Ontology annotation, molecular function: ATP binding; protein kinase activity; protein binding. The record is from RefSeq and is a predicted model, not a curated record. Gene Ontology annotation, biological process: protein phosphorylation.
CUCCAAUGGCGUCUUCUCUCUUCAUCAUCUUCUUCCUCACUAUACUUCCUCUCUCAGUUCUCUCCGCCACAGUAGUCGAAGACCUCGCAAACCUCACUCCCCCUCCCGACUUCACCAACACCAUCACCCAAAACUGCAUCCGCAACCCACUCCUCCGCUACUGCAACAACACUUCCUCCUCCUCUUCCUCUCCCAUGGACAUCGUCGAGAUCUUCCGCUCCACCAUCGUCGCAAGCCACCUCUGCAACGAGUCCAAAAACCCCAACUGCGUCGAGUCUUUCCCCAAGAUCAGAAUCCACAGCCGCCCCAAAACCGCCGCUCUCUACCUCUCCUUCGACUUCUUCUGGAAGUACUGUCCCUUAACCGUCGUCGAGAUCGAUCUCGCCAACAACUCUCUCAACAGCGAGUUUCCCACGAACGUCCUCUCUUGCGCUCAGAUUCGAACCCUUGACCUGAGCUACAACCAGCUCUCCGGUUUCGUCCCGGUUCAGAACCUCUCCGGUUUAGCGAACCUGACUCAUUUAAACCUCUCUUAUAACCGUUUCUCCGAGGAUAAGAUCUCCGACUCCGAGUUCUUCAAACGGUUCAACGCCUCGAGCUUCGUACACUCCGGUGUUCUCCCCGAUGCGAAGCGUUACAAGGUGAAGGUUCUGGUCUUGUUGAUUGUGUUUCCGAUAACGGUGAUCCUCCUCUGCUUCUGCCUGGGGUGGAUGUGUCUCAAAAGGCCUGAUUACUUACCGAGAACGUGUCGGAGAAGCCACAAGUUCACGUCCGCGAUGAUCGACGCGGCGACGGACGAGUUUUCGGAUCAGAAGCUUGUGAGCAAGAGCGGUGGAGUUGAUAUCUACAGAGGAGCGUUGAGAGAUGGUACGGAGGCGAAGAUCGAGGUUUAUACGGAGAAGGUUUCGAAAGAGAAGAGGCGUGAGUUCGCUGAGGAGUGUGAGGCGGUUUUUAAGCUGAGGCAUAAGAACUUGGUGAGAGUUUUGGGUUGGUGUAAUGGUAGAAGCUUGAGAGCUUUGGUUACUGAGUGGACUUAUGGUGAAAGUCUUGAGACUUGGCUGAACUCUUCGUUGGCUUGUUCGUGGAGAAGGAGGUUAAGAGUUGUUAUGGGAGUUGUAGAUGGUUUGUUUUAUGUAUCGGAACAUUGGCCUGAGGUUACACUUGGUCUUAGCACAAGCAGUGUUUUGUUGUCGGAUAAGGAUCAAGAACCGUUGAUCUCUCAGUUCAAGAUUGGAGAUGGAAACAACUCGUCAACAAAUAUAUUCAACUUUGGAUUGUUUCUUUUGGAGAUGAUUACUAAUCUAAGACCCGAUGAGGCACAAGAAGAUUCAGAUAGGAAGUAUCUUGAGUACAUAAGAGUUCAUUAUCCGGAUAAUCUAGAGAGGGUGAUUGAUGAGAAGAUGACGAUUGAGGAGAGGACGUUCGAAAAAGUCAAGCAAGGGAUUACACUUGGACUUAUGUGUACUGAUAAGCCACCAUUGAAGCAGCCGAGCUUGACGCAAAUUUAUGACUCGGUGGUUUCUUUGUAUGAGUCUAGAUCAAGGCAUCAUUGAGAUAGUGUUUAGGUUUAGGGUUUGUUGAAGAAUUUUAAGCUUUUACUAUUUAGUUUUAAUUUUUCAGAUGUUUAAUGGGAUUUCUACAGAUUUAAAAACAGA